AGUUAUUGGUAUUGGUUGGUGCUUGUUUAGUAUUGGUUAUUGUUGUUGACAUUGACGUAAUCACGGAAUGUCAUUAAUAAAAUCAGUAAAUAAAUGUCAUUUUAUAGUUCAGUCGUUCUGUUGAUGGUUGUGUUGUAAAAUAAUAACAAAACAAUUUAAAUCGUAUUUCUUUUUAUAAAUUAAAUCACUUGAACAAAUAAAUUAAAUGUUACAUUGAUUUAAAUGAACUUUAUAAGUCUAAUAUAGUUGUAUAUAAUCUGUUUAUUGAAGACGUUGACACGUGACAAAAGUUUUCGUACGUAAAGUGUUUUUAAUUAAAAUGACUGAAGGCAACAUACUUGUGAUCGGCAGCGGAGGCCGGGAACACGCGCUUUGUUGGAAACUUGCAGAUUCUCCGUACGUGAAACGCAUAUACUGCACCCCUGGAAGUGUCGGCAUUUCUACCACAAACAAAGUCGAGAGUGUGGAAUUAAACAUCACAGAUUAUCCAGCUGUCGCACAAUGGGCAAAAGAACACCAAAUCGACCUUGUAGUAAUAGGACCCGAGGAUCCCCUCGACGCUGGUAUCGUAGAUGCCCUUACUUCCUACGGUCUCCAAUGCUUUGGACCAACAAAGGCCGGGGCCCAGAUUGAAGCCAAUAAAGACUGGUCCAAGAAAUUCAUGGACAAAUACCAGAUUCCUACAGCGAGAUACAAAUCAUUUACUGAUGCUGCGUUGGCCAAGGAAUUCAUUAAUACUGCUCCAUAUCCAGCAUUGGUGGUAAAAGCAUCAGGACUGGCAGCUGGUAAAGGCGUGGUGGUCGCUUCAAGCAAGGAGGAGGCAUGUCAGGCAGUUGACGAGAUUUUAUCUGAAGCCAAGUUCGGUGAUGCUGGACAGACUGUCGUUAUUGAAGAGCUGCUGGAAGGCGAUGAGGUUUCUGUUCUAGCGUUCACGGACGGUGAAACGGUGUCACUGCUGCCCCCAGCGCAGGAUCACAAGCGGGUCGGGGACGGGGACACCGGCCCCAACACGGGGGGCAUGGGGGCGUACAGCCCGUGCCCCCUCAUCACCCCCGACCAGCUGGCGGAUGUCAAGGACCAAGUUCUGCAGCGGGCCGUCGACGGGUUGAAGGCCGAGGGGAUUAAAUAUGUCGGUAUCCUAUACGCCGGCCUGAUGGUCACCAAGGCGGGACCGAUGACCCUGGAGUUCAACUGCCGCUUCGGGGACCCGGAGACCCAAGUGCUGAUGACGCUGCUCGAGUCGGACCUUUACAGCAUCAUGAAAGCUUGCGUCAACGGGACACUGAAGCAACAACAAGUAACUUGGAACACUAAACUGUCGGCAGUUGGCGUUGUAAUUGCAUCUAAAGGAUAUCCAGAAACGUACACUAAGGGCUGCGUUAUAAGCGGUCUGAGCCAGGUGCAGGCGAUGCCGGGGCUGGUGGUGUUCCAGAGCGGCGUGGCGCGCGGCGCCAACGGCUCGCUGGUGACUCGGGGCGGCCGCGUGGUGGUGGUGGCGGCGCGGGCGGCCUCCCUGCGCGCCGCCGCCGCCGCCGCCACCGCCGCCGCCUCCGUCAUAGACUUCCCCGGCGCGCACCACCGCAAGGACAUCGCGCACAGAGCCUUCUCCAAAAUCAACGGUCUGUCAUACUUGCAAAGUGGAGUGGAUAUUGAUGCUGCAGCGACACUGGUCCGUGAAAUAGAACCACUAGCAACUGCCACCCAUAGACGAGGAGUUUUGGGUCGGUUGGGGUGCUACAGUGGGUUGUUCCAGUUGUCCGCCAUGGACCCCAGCUUGAAGGACCCCGUGCUCGUACAGGGAACUGAUGGGGUCGGCACCAAACUGAAGAUCGCUGAAAUAAUGAACAAAUACGACACCCUAGGCCAAGAUCUGGUGGCGAUGUGCGUUAACGAUAUCCUAUGCGCCGGCGCCGAGCCUUUCGCGUUCUUAGACUAUAUGGCCUGCGGACGGCUGCAGGUCGAUGUUGCUACCACCAUCGUCCGCGGCAUCGCUGAUGCUUGCAUGUUGUCCGGAUGUGCUCUCUUGGGUGGCGAGACGGCGGAGAUGCCGUCGAUGUACGAGGCGGGCAAGUACGACCUCGCGGGGUUCGCGGUGGGCGUCGUCGACGGCGCGCGGCAACUACCGCGCGCACAGCGCAUGCGCACGGCGGACCUCGUGCUGGGGCUGCCGGCCACCGGCGCACACAGCAACGGGUACAGCCUCGUGCAGAAGAUCAUGGCCGAGAACAACCUGCUGCCGCAGUCCAUUGGGACCUCGUGCUGGGGCUGCCGAUACACCGAUCCAGCCCCUUUUAGCACCAAUAACAAAUCUCUCGGGGAAGAGUUCCUUACCCCUACCGGGAUAUACGUGAAAGCCCUAUUGCCGGCCAUCAAGAAAGAUCUAAUCAAAGGUCUCGCUCACAUCACUGGCGGCGGACUACUCGAGAACAUCCCCAGGAUACUACCACCACAUCUGAAGGUCAAACUGGAUGCUACGAAAUUUAAUAUCAAACCUAUUUUCGCUUGGCUUCAGGCUAAAGGACAAGUGUCAGAGUACGAGAUGUUGCGAACAUUCAACUGCGGUGUGGGAAUGGUCCUCAUAGCGGACCCACAGCACUUGAGCGAACUUCAGCUGCUGGUGGGAGAAGACCUCGCAGUCAUCGGCACCGUCGAAGAAAUAGGACCCUUAGGCGGUCCGCAGACGGAGGUAUCGGGGUUCCUGUCCGCGCUGAAGCCUCUGGCGGCGACCUGGACCGCGGCCCGGGCUCCGCGCCCGCUCUCCUACAAGGACAGCGGCGUAGACAUCGAGGCCGGAGACUCGCUAGUAUCGCUCAUCAAGCCGCUCGCCAGGUCGACCACGCGGUCAGGUGUGAUAGGCGGCCUCGGCGGGUUCGGGGGUUGCUUCCAGUUGAAGGCAAUUGAACAAGAGUACAAGGACCCGGUGCUGGUGCUGGCGGCGGACGGCGUGGGCACGAAGCUGCGGAUCGCGCAGAAGAUGAACGAGCACGGCACCAUCGGCGUGGACCUGGUGGCCAUGUGCGUCAACGACAUCCUCUGCAACGGCGCCGCGCCGCUCACCUUCCUGGACUACUUCGCGUGCGGGCGGCUGCAGCUGCACGUGGCCGCCGCCGUGGUGGCGGGCGUGGCCGACGGCUGCCGCCACGCCGGCGCCGCCCUCAUCGGCGGCGAGACGGCGGAGAUGCCGGGCAUGUACCCGGCGGGCGUGUACGACGUGGCGGGGUUCGCGCUGGGCGUCGUCGAGCGGGACCGCAUCCUGCCCAAGAUCAACGACAUCACGGUUGGCGAUAUCAUAAUAGGACUACCGUCCAACGGUGUACACAGCAACGGCUUCAGUUUAAUACACAAGCUGAUGAAGAAACUUGGUCUCACGCUCGACGACAAAGCACCGUUUAGCAAAGAAGGGCUUACUUUAGGCGAAGAACUGAUCAAGCCGACGCGGAUCUACGUGCGCAGCGUACUGCCGGCCCUGCGCGGGGGACGAGUCAAGGCGCUGGCGCACAUCACCGGCGGCGGACUCCUCGACAACCUGCCGCGCGUCAUGCCGCGCUCCGUGCGCGCGCGGCUCAACGCGCACUACUGGCACGUGCACCCCGUACGUACCGAGACAACCUGCCGCGUUCACGUGACCGACGACGACAUGCCGCGCGACUUUCGAUAUCUCUAUUCUAUUAUAUUGUAUAUUUAUAAAACACAGGUGAUGAACAUAACACGUUCGUUCGGCGCAAUGGUCAUCGGCAGCAUACAAGCUCGUCCGCCCGGCGGCGCUCGUGUCCUCGUCGACAACUUCGCGUCAGCCGUUGAAUUCACGCGGCGCAUGCCCAUGUUGCCCAACAAGAAGGUGGCGGUGCUGGCGUCAGGUAACGGCAGCAACCUGCAGGCGCUGAUCGACGCCACCCGCGACCCCGCGCAGUACAUGUGCUCCGAGGUGGCGCUGGUCGUCACCAACAAGAAGAACGCCUACGCGCUCAAACGGGCCGAGGAAGCUGGCAUACCCACCCUGAUAUUCAACUACACAAAGUACGAGAGUCGCGAGGAAUUCGACCGCGCAAUCUCAGCUGCGCUCGAAUCUCACAAAAUUGACAUCGUCUGCCUCGCUGGCUACAUGAGGAUCCUGUCCGCUGAAUUUGUGCAAAGGUGGAAGGGCCGCCUGCUGAACAUCCACCCGUCGCUGCUGCCGCGCCACCCCGGCCUCGACGCGCACCAACAGUGCCUCGACGCCGGCGACAGCGAGAGCGGCUGCACCGUGCACUUCGUUGAUGAGGGCAUGGACACGGGCCCCAUCGUGCUGCAGGAGCGCGUGGCCGUGGUGCGCGGAGACACGCGCGAGUCCCUGGCCGAGCGCGUGCUGCUCGCAGAACACCGCGCCUACCCGCGCGCGCUCCGCCUGCUGGCCACCGGGCGGGUGCGGCUCUCCGCGCGCGGAGAACUCGUCUGGUACUCCUAGCUGUGCCCCAC
Messenger RNA from Achroia grisella, 4455 nucleotides. RefSeq names its product trifunctional purine biosynthetic protein adenosine-3 (gene Gart). Gene Ontology annotation, biological process: adenine biosynthetic process; 'de novo' IMP biosynthetic process. NCBI's taxonomy places the organism in Eukaryota, Metazoa, Arthropoda, Insecta, Lepidoptera, Pyralidae. Gene Ontology annotation, molecular function: phosphoribosylamine-glycine ligase activity; phosphoribosylformylglycinamidine cyclo-ligase activity; metal ion binding. The transcript has 24 exons. The coding region runs from base 320 to 4444 and encodes 1374 amino acids. The record is from RefSeq and is a predicted model, not a curated record. Gene Ontology annotation, cellular component: cytosol.